GACGUACUCUAUGAACGUUUGAUGUCAAGUGUUGUCAAACAUUAUAAACAAAAUGUUUUUUGAAACACUUGUCUUGUUUUACGUCAGUUUUGCCGUUUAUUUAGUGCUUAGUGGCCACCGAUCGGGCCGUAGAGCGCCGGUAAAGAGUGAUCAGAAUAUUUUGGUUGUGACCGCACAUCCUGAUGACGAGUCUAUGUUUUUCGGGCCAACCAUUAUAGACAGCGUUGACCGCAAACAUCGGGUGUUUGUGUUGUGUUUGUCAAACGGCAACUUUUACGGAAUCGGUGGCCAACGGGUUCGGGAACUGCAAGAGUGCUGUCAAGUCUUAGGUGUCAACGAUGUCCAUGUGAUUGACGACAGUGCACUGCCAGACAAUAGCAGUGUCUGGUGGGACCAACUUGUCAUCAAACGCUAUGUCAAAGAGUUUGUCCAAAAGCAUAACAUCAAUAGUAUAGUGACUUUUGAUGAUUACGGUAUCAGUGGUCACGUUAACCAUCGGUCUAUAUAUACAGCACUUCGGGAUCUUAAAGAAGACAUGAAAGAUGUGUCGAUAUAUUGUUUGCAAUCGAUAUCUAUCUUCAGAAAGUACUUAUCACUGUUUGAACUGCCAAUCAGUAUUGCCAUCAAUGUUAUGACCAAAACAGCUGAUUAUGACAUAAAUAUUAUAUCUUUUAGUGACUAUUAUCUGUUGUUGUGUGCGCUUCACAAACACAAGAGUCAAAUGCUAUGGUUUAGACACUUGUAUUAUAUAUUUUCCAGAUAUAUGUUUAUCAAUCAAUUGAUCCCAAUUUGACUACAAAAGUGA
This is a messenger RNA of Oppia nitens, 805 nucleotides long. RefSeq names its product N-acetylglucosaminyl-phosphatidylinositol de-N-acetylase-like (gene PIG-L). Lineage: Eukaryota; Metazoa; Arthropoda; Arachnida; Sarcoptiformes; Oppiidae. Gene Ontology annotation, molecular function: N-acetylglucosaminylphosphatidylinositol deacetylase activity. Gene Ontology annotation, cellular component: endoplasmic reticulum. Gene Ontology annotation, biological process: GPI anchor biosynthetic process. The transcript has a single exon. The record is from RefSeq and is a predicted model, not a curated record.